Wasmannia auropunctata (little fire ant) is the source of this 2814-nucleotide messenger RNA. RefSeq names its product prenylated Rab acceptor protein 1. The record is from RefSeq and is a predicted model, not a curated record. The transcript is spliced from 5 exons. Gene Ontology annotation, cellular component: Golgi apparatus. Bases 1392 to 2000 code for a protein of 202 amino acids. Lineage: Eukaryota; Metazoa; Arthropoda; Insecta; Hymenoptera; Formicidae.
UCGAUAAUAAGGACAAAGGAUUUAAAGAAAAAAAAACAUCGGAAUAUUCUUGGAUAUAGCGACAGUAUUUAAAGUCCCGGCGAGACUGUCAGUGAGAAAGUUGACACGUUGACUGUUGACAUUUAAAUCGCUCGAUGCUCGUCGCAUUUAUAAUUCAUUAUUAGAGCACUAAUAUGACGAAAUGCCCGAGCGGAUGUGAAUCACCGAUCAGAGGAAUCGAACAAUAUGCUGCAGGCAUGUUUUGACAUCAUUAUCAACCUCUCGCACGAGAGAUAUGAAUUAUAUAGAAAUUCGACGAUAGUCUCGCCACGCGGAGUCUCGCCGAGCAUGGAAAUUGUAAAUUAAAUCCUAAUGGCAAAAAAAAAAAAUAAUACGGUGCCGUCGGGUGAGCCUUGGCAGGUGGACUCGAAAAAAUUUCAUAUGUUCGAGAUGGUGAGUAUCACGAAGCUUCGGAGAAAGCUGCACGUUUUACCCCGAUGUGUACACACGGAUAUCUCAUUAUCUCGAUCGGAUAAGGGUCUGCAGACUAAAGGAGUCGUGUGAGUAAUCUUAAAUCGACGGUCGUUCUUUACCAAAAAGAUGAACAUUAAAUGUCACUGUAGAAAAUUAUUCCCUUGCUCCGAAUUAUUCUUUUAGCAUAAAUUUUAUUUCUGUCGUUUACUUAAACUUCAAUUAAUAUCCCCGAUUAUUUAUAAAACUAUAUGUCUUUAUAACGCAAUACGCGAAUUUAACGAUUUUUUUUUUAUAUUUCCUUCCAUUCCGUAUUAUCAAUCCCCCGAAGGGAGAUGCAGGAUGAUAUCAUUUCUGAAAUCUGUUGCGAAAUAACAACUAUUUUAGAAUAUUCAAGUUAUAACGAAAAAAGUGUCGCCAGACAUCAUUUCGCGUAAAUUAAUAUUCGUAUCUGAUCGCGAAAGCGCAUUUUGAUAAACAAUUAAGAAGUCGGAAGCGCAAAGUAGAAUAUCAAGACGUGUAGAAAAAUUUCACACUGUCCGAUAUUAAUCUGACAUAUAAUACCUCUAUUAUGUUAAUCGAUUUUUUGCUUAUACAAUAUUCCGCAGGUUUAAAUUUCUGCAACUGCCUCAGCUGGCUCUCAGCUGUUCCCCUCGCAUGAAUAGUUAGAGACCACCCGGUAUAAGCGUUGGCUAUAUCAAAUUCGUUCGUUCUGCAGUGUUUUUUCAUGUUUUCUGCUGAUUGAAGGGAAAUAAUGUGUCUGUGCGUCCAUACUUUUAGAAGAAAGAAAAGGGAAGACUGAGGCGUAGAAAUAAACGGAAAAGCUACGAACUAAAUAAAUACGAGCAGAUUGCAGAAUACGGACGACACGGCAAGGUGUCAGUUCGGGACCAAAGAAUAAUAUUCUCGAAGUGAACAGGAAUCGUUUACCCUAAAAAAUCAUGACACACGUGGAGGUACCGAUGGGGGAGAUGCAGGACCCGCUGGAAAGUCGCAAAACUACGAACGGAUUCGAAUUUCUGCAACUACCUCAACUGCCGCUCGGACAGAUAGGCUAUCCCCAAGCCCACGACUGGAUCGAGCACAGGAAAGCUAACAUUCGGCCAUGGUCGUUGUUCCUUAACACAAACAACAUCAGACCGCCGCCCAAUAUAAGCAGAUUGGGCAAGCGGGUCGUGAAGAACAUCGAAUACUUCCAGAGCAACUACCUGUUUGUGUUCAUCGGGCUGGUGAUAUAUUGCUUAAUCACCUCACCUCUGUUGUUGCUGACAGUUGCCGUUUAUCUCUGGAUAUGUUACAAGCUGUCUCAGCGACACUCGAGGCAGGAAUUGAUGAUACUGAAUCACAGACUAACCCUGGCGCAGGUGUACUCUUUAGUUGGAAUCUGUUCACUGCCUGUAUUUUUCCUAGUUGGCGCACAUGCAGCUGUCUUUUGGGUACUCGGAGUUUCCUGGCUUAUGAUAACGCUCCACGCCGCCUUUUAUAACAUUGAUGCAGUGUUGUGUCCAGGGGAGGAAGAACUCAAUGCGUUAGUUAUGCAGGAAGUAUGAUUACAAAACGCUCAUUUUCCGCUGAGAGAAAAAUUUAUCCUUUAAUUAAAAUAUUCAGAGCAGCAAAUUGAUUUCACUUACAUUUUGUGUACAUUUGGACAGUCAAAUGGAAAGAUUUGAACGAAAAACUGUAUAAUAUAUAUUUGCGUUUUAUUAAGUGAAUUGGUAAGUGUACUUCCUGUACAUAAUGUACAUAUAUAUAUAUAUAUAAAGUUGUUUCAAUUAAGAUCUGUUUAUGUAAUCCACAUAUUUCAAUAAUAAGUAUUUUAUUAAACACAUGCAAACGUGUUUGUAGGCUAAUAAACUGGCAAAUAAGGCAUACAUUUUUCGCACAAAGCUAUAUAAUUAUAUGUAAAUAUAAUAUUUAUAUACGAGGAAUAUAAAAUAUUUGUAUGGUUCAACUCAAAUUAGCACCAGAUUUUGUUACUGAAAAAUAAUACAAAGUCGGACGCUUUGUAUACGAAUUUUGAAUAAACUUCUUAUUUACAAAAUAACGCUGCAACAAAACGAACUGGGGAGCAAGUUAAAUGGAAUAUUUCCUACGAUAGCGUGUAGUAUCUCUGCGGAAAUUCACUUCCGACGUUACGCGUACGUUUCUUGUCUAGAUGUGGUUAUUACACGAUGCGCAAUUUACAAGUAAUUAAUCAGUCGCGGAAAUUAUCACUUAAUUAUACAGAUAUUAAGUUUGUCAAAUGAUUUAUUUUGUAUAAUUUAAUACAGAGAGAAGAGAAAGAUUUAUAUUUCGUUUGCAGAAAAUGAAUACAAUCGAAAUGUACCAUUUUUAACUAAAUAAAAUAAAAAAAUGUCUAAUAAA